Ostrinia furnacalis (Asian corn borer) is the source of this 1412-nucleotide messenger RNA. Its product is annotated as mitochondrial import receptor subunit TOM40 homolog. Lineage: Eukaryota; Metazoa; Arthropoda; Insecta; Lepidoptera; Crambidae. The transcript has 2 exons. Bases 424 to 1389 code for a protein of 321 amino acids. The record is from RefSeq and is a predicted model, not a curated record.
GGUGACAAACUGGAAUUAACGCGGGCGAAGCCGCGGGCAAUAGCUAGUCUAUACACAAUAGCGGCACAUACUAUACUAUUGUGAGCACAAUAUACAAAUUAUACAACUCGUUGAGAUGUAGUUAACGCGACUACACGCGCAGUCCAAAGGCCGGUGCGUAUGACGCAAACACUCGAAAUAGGCAAUGCAGUGGUGAUACCAGAUACGUUUUGUUGUCACCUGUAUACGGGCUUUAGUGUUUUCCAGCCGUGUCGACCAACUGGUUCCGACGGAUGUCACGCUCGCUCGCCCGCGCGCACUGAAAUAUGCUAUACGGACUCCUUGCUCUCACUGGCCGCUCGCGCGCACUCCGCUUUUAAAAAUAAAACUGACAGGUCACUGACAUCUGGCCUCCUAUCCAAACUGUAAUUUUAUCAACCAACAAUGGACAUAAAUGAGGAUAUGAUCAAAGAAGAGGUCAGUAGCUUCGUACACAGCCUCCAGAAACUACUGCCAAAGAAGAAAGAGAUUAUUGUCAUUGAGAAACAAAAACCGAAACUGAUCAGACUGAGUGACGUUCACGCAGAAGCUAAGAGUGUUUUCCCAGCAUGCUUCACCGGUGCCAAGCUCGUCGUGCUCAGAGAAGUGAUGGACAAAGUGAAAUUGGUCCAGCAGUACAACUUCGGCAAAGCUAAGGACUCAUACAAGUGCUUCACCCAUGUGAUUCAUAAGGAAUUGGAACCAAAGAGCUCCAAUGAAGGCUUACUGGUAGAUUCUGCUGGUUCAGCCACCGCUACGUACAGCGAGAUCCUCGAUGGAACGUACCAAAUGCGGCUGACGUCCAAAAUCAAGGACUUGGUCUCGUCUGAAACUGAGAUGGUAAUCGAGAAGGAACAGGAGAAAUCAGUGGGGUCUCUGUCGUGCUGCGUGAAAGAUGUUGACCCGAACACGUUGAAACUAGUGACCCAGUGGACUUACAAAAUCAUUCCCGAAUUCAGCCUGGGGACGGAGGUCAGUUGUAGGCCUCUAUCGAGUCCCACUUCGCCCGAUCUGUCUAUCAGCGCGAGGUACGAGAAGCCAUCAUUUACGUUAUCUUCAACGAUCAGCAGGUCCGGUUUCCAGGCUUGCCUAUUCAAGCAGUUCUCGCCGGACCUGCGAAUAGCGACGAUAGUGAACGAACGAACUCAAGGGCACACCGCUAUUGGUGUGGCCCUUCACAAGAAGUACCAGAACGGUUCAGAGUUGAAAAUUUUUGUUGAUUCACAACACUGCGGCGGGUUUACUUUCCAAAAGGACGUGUUGUUCCACGAGCCGCACAACGAGGUGAGGGUCUUGAGACUGAUCGGGAGCACUCUGAUAGACAGACAAAGGCGAGUAAGAUUCGGAUUCGGAUUCAAUCUUGACUUCUGACGCGUCCAGGACCUUCAUUCUUC